AAACUACAGGGCACAGCGGAGGCCUGUUACCUCACCCGACUUCCGCUCCGUGCUCUUCACGGCCGGAAGUAGUCACUCAGAAGCGGAAGUAGUUCGUGUUGGAGGAGGCGACGGUAACUCCGAGUCUUAACCUGGGUGUCGGAAAACCACGCCGCCAAGAUGAAGGUGAAGAUGUUGAGUCGGAACCCUGACAACUAUGUCCGCGAGACUAAGUUGGACUUACAGAGAGUUCCAAGAAACUAUGACCCUACCUUACAUCCUUUUGAGGUCCCACGAGAAUAUGUGAGAGCUUUAAAUGCUACCAAGCUGGAGCGGGUAUUUGCAAAGCCUUUCCUUGCUUCCCUGGAUGGUCACCGAGAUGGAGUCAAUUGCCUGGCAAAGCAUCCGAAGAGCCUGGCUACUGUCCUUUCUGGGGCAUGUGAUGGAGAGGUUAGAAUUUGGAACUUGACUAAGCGAACAUGCAUCCGUACAGUACAAGCACAUGAAGGUUUUGUACGAGGAAUCUGUACUCGUUUUUGUGGAACUUCUUUUUUUACUGUUGGUGAUGACAAAACUGUGAAGCAAUGGAAAAUGGAUGGCCCAAACUAUGGAGAAGAGGAGGAACCAUUGCAUACUAUACUAGGAAAGACCGUAUAUACAGGAAUCGACCAUCACUGGAAAGAACCUGUUUUUGCCACAUGUGGACAGCAAGUGGACAUUUGGGAUGAACAGAGGACCAGUCCUAUAUGUUCAAUGACCUGGGGAUUUGACAGUAUAAGUAGUGUUAAAUUUAACCCAAUUGAGACAUUUCUCUUGGGAAGUUGUGCUUCUGACAGGAACAUUGUACUCUAUGACAUGAGGCAAGCUACUCCUUUAAAAAAAGUUAUCUUAGAUAUGAGGACAAAUACAAUCUGUUGGAACCCUAUGGAAGCUUUCAUUUUUACUGCAGCAAAUGAAGAUUUCAACUUAUACACGUUUGAUAUGCGUGCACUGGACACUCCUGUGAUGGUUCACAUGGAUCACGUAUCUGCCGUGCUGGAUGUGGAUUACUCCCCCACUGGGAAGGAAUUUGUGUCUGCUAGCUUUGACAAGUCUAUUCGGAUCUUUCCUGUGGAGAAAAGUCGAAGCAGGGAAGUCUACCACACAAAGAGAAUGCAACAUGUUAUAUGUGUAAAAUGGACUUCAGAUAGCAAGUACAUUAUGUGUGGGUCAGAUGAAAUGAACAUCCGCCUGUGGAAAGCUAAUGCUUCUGAAAAAUUGGGAGUGCUGACAUCUCGAGAGAAAGCAGCCAAAGAUUACAACCAGAAGUUGAAGGAGAAGUUUCAACAUUAUCCUCAAGUAAAGCGAAUUGCCCGUCACCGGCAUCUGCCCAAAUCCAUCUACAGUCAGAUUCAGGAACAACGGGUUAUGAAAGAAGCUCGGCGGCGGAAGGAAGUGAAUCGUAUCAAACAUAGCAAGCCCGGAUCUGUGCCAGUUGUGUCAGAGAAGAAAAAACACAUCGUGGCUGUUGUGAAAUAAUACUUGGUAUUUCUGCUUCACUGCUGAUGAAGAUUUCCCCCUACAGGUGGGGCCCAGGUGUCUGAACCUGGGUCCUUGUGCAUGGUAACUUGUGCACUCAACCAGGUGUGCCACCGCAUGGCCCCAACACUUGGUAUUUCUAACAAAACUGAUAUGUAAUUAUUUUGUUACUAUCUGGUAUAUGAACUCUGCAAAUAAAAGUUGUGCUAUAAUAGCACUGUCAGUUACAUGA
Erinaceus europaeus (western European hedgehog) is the source of this 1729-nucleotide messenger RNA. It is a transcript of the gene DCAF13, whose product is annotated as DDB1 and CUL4 associated factor 13. Lineage: Eukaryota; Metazoa; Chordata; Mammalia; Eulipotyphla; Erinaceidae. Bases 160 to 1497 code for a protein of 445 amino acids. Gene Ontology annotation, molecular function: protein binding. Gene Ontology annotation, biological process: maturation of SSU-rRNA from tricistronic rRNA transcript (SSU-rRNA, 5.8S rRNA, LSU-rRNA). The record is from RefSeq and is a predicted model, not a curated record. Gene Ontology annotation, cellular component: small-subunit processome; nucleolus. The transcript is spliced from 11 exons.